UAAUCAAAAGCUUACUACGAAUAGGUUUACCGGAGCUCCACUUUGAAAAUAUUAAAGAUAUAAAACUUACAAAAACCUAAAAAAAACAAAAAUUGUAUAUCAAAUUCCAUUGCUUAAAGUGUGUAAAUUAAAUAUAAAAUCUUUUAAAUAUGAGAAAAUUGUAACCUGAUUUUAAUCAAUUUUCCGAUUGGCACCGAUUUUACUAAGCAAAAGCUUUGCUUAUCUCUUAAAAAUUAUUCUCACUAACGAUCGAGGUUUAGUUUUGAUCAGAGCUUGCUGAAAAUGGUUACUGGCGUUCGAGUGAUUUUCCUCAUAUUCGGGGUGUUUCCCGCGUUCUUAUCGCCCACUCGCAGCCAGCUGCUGCCGCAGGAGUGUGGCAAGCUGCGUGAGACCCAGCUCCACAACGAGAUGGAGAUCACCGCCCCGAACGAAUUCACCUGGAUUGGUCGUGUGGGCUACGGGGAGUCGAGUAAUCCGGAUACUAAAUUUCCAUGUCUGGCCGUGCUGAUCCACCAACGCUUUGCCAUCCUUCCCGCUCACUGUGUUCUUUCCGAUGAUGACUCUGGAAACAGCACAGCAGUGUUCAUUCUUUUCGGAGACUGGCGCGCCAACAGCAACUUCAAGAGGGGCGACUGCCGCCUGGAAAGGGGCUCCACCACGUGCUCUCCGCCACCGCAAGCAGUGGACAUGGAGCAGAUCUCGGUGCAUCCACAGUUCAAGUUGGGAGAACACGACUACGACAUUGCACUGGCCAAGAUGGUGCGGAACGUGGAACUUUCGGAAUUCGUGCAACCGCUGUGCUUGCCGCCCGCUCGAGAGAUCGAGGGCAACCACAUCUCCCGGCGACUGGAGAUGGCGGGAUUCGUCCAGGAGCAUUCCUGGAAUGAGGCAAAGAUCCUGGACGUGGACUGGCGGCGGAAGGUGGCGAGGCACACGACCAGCCUGGAGUUCUGCACUUCGCUGACGGAGGCUCUCGGCGAACUAACCCUAUCCCAGAACCACCUGUGUGGCAUUGAGAUAGAAGCUAAUAACCUCAUGUCUGGGUCACCGCUGAUGGACGUCGAGGUGGUGGACGGAAAGCCUCGGAACUUCUACCUGGUCGGAAUAAACACCUUUGGAACGGUUUCUGGUACCGCCUCUCCGAUUUUCAUAGACGGCUUCAUGCGCAUUUUGCCAUUUAGGAACUGGAUCUUGAAAAACAUUGAAUAUGCCGUGCCAUAGGCACUUGUUUGUAUUUUUAAUUAAUUUAAAAUAAAUAAACUGUCAAUUGUA
Drosophila kikkawai is the source of this 1272-nucleotide messenger RNA. RefSeq names its product phenoloxidase-activating factor 1-like. Gene Ontology annotation, molecular function: serine-type endopeptidase activity. NCBI's taxonomy places the organism in Eukaryota, Metazoa, Arthropoda, Insecta, Diptera, Drosophilidae. The record is from RefSeq and is a predicted model, not a curated record. Gene Ontology annotation, biological process: proteolysis.